Molecule: messenger RNA, 3654 nt
Organism: Pezoporus flaviventris
Lineage: Eukaryota; Metazoa; Chordata; Aves; Psittaciformes; Psittacidae
Gene: TRDN
Product: triadin
Exons: 13
Coding region: 356-1396 (346 amino acids)
Cellular component (GO): membrane; sarcoplasmic reticulum
Molecular function (GO): signaling receptor binding
Source: RefSeq, a predicted model, not a curated record
GGGACGCAGCUCAGGAUCUUCUACUCUGUAUCUCCAGGUGUCUGUGGUUCUUAGGAUAUUAGAAAAAACAUGCUGAAGAUUCACCAUAAGGCAUGGCUAUUUUUGUUAGAAGCUGAUACUUUAAACUAAGUUUUAAGUGUUGCCUCUGGAAGUCCUUAGUUUGCUCCGAGAAGGCAAGAGUCUGAAGGGGAGACAGAAAGUUUGGAGGGGCACAAAGAAGAAGGAACAGAAUUAGAAAAAGCAGUGGACCUUCCUCCUCCUCAUUCUGCAGUUCCUGCAAGAGUCAGCAACAGUUAUAUAAGCUUCCACAGUAGAUCUUGACCUUUUAAACAGAGUAUCUCUUACCAUCAUCAUCAUGGCCGAGAUUACAGCAGAAGGACAUAUGUCUACAACCACGACAAUAAUAGAUGGUAAGAAUGAAUCUGUUCCUUCAUCAUCCAUGAAAGUGGGCAAAAAAUCUGUUACGGAGGACCUUGUGACAACGUUCAGCUCACCAGCAGUAUGGAUUCUUGUCGUUGCUCUGAUUGUUACCUGGUCAGCAGUAGCUAUUGUAAUGUUUGACUUGGUGGAUUACAAAGCCUUUGCAGCCACCUAUUCACAACAUUGUGAUGAUCCCUGUUUACCACCUGGAAGAUCUGUUCACAAGCUCAGCACAGAACCACUGAGAAUCAUUCAUGAGACAUUGGAAGAAUCCACUGAUUGGCUUUAUGGCUUUUUUUCUUUACUGUCUGACAUCGUAUGGAGUGAUGAUGAUGACAGUGAUGAAGGUGAAGUGGAACCUUCCCUGACAAAAGAAAUUCCCAAACAGAAGCUGGAGAGAUAUGAAAAGCAAACACCAACAAAAGUGACACAUAAAGACAAACUGGAAAGACAAGACAAACAUGGAAAAAAGGAAAAGCAUGCAGCUAUUCAGAGAGAGAAACCUGAAAAGCCAGAAAAACAUGAAAAGAAAGCACCUUCUAAAGUAAUUCAAAAAGACAAACCUGAAAGACAUGAAAAGGCUGAAAAGAAACCUCCUCCCAAAGAGGAGAAGAAAGUAAAGAGCACUAAAGUGGAAUCAAAAGUUAAAAAGGACUUGAAGGAUGGAAAAGCAGAAGCAAAGAUGACUGAGAAAGUCAAGCAGGCAGAGACUAAAACAACAGAAGUUGGGCUAAUAAAGGCCAAACCGAAGGUUAAGGAGGAGAAAGCUCUUCAGACUGUAACUAAAUCUGAAAAGAAAGAUCAAUAUGCGUUCUGUCGCUAUGUGAUUGACAUGUUUGCGCAAGGGGAUUUUUAUCCAGGACAUAAGGAAAUGGUACCACCUCGUCUUCUUCUAGAACAUAGUCCAAGAAAGAAAACGGCAAUUACUGAAGGCAAGUUUGAGUUUUUUUCUCCUUUAUUGGUUUUUGGUCAUUAACUUGACUCUCUGUUUAAUGGAUUUUGUUUAUAAAUAUAAUCUAUAUUAUAAAACUGAUCAAGCUAUUAGGCCUGGGGCAUGAAUGGCACAAUCAUAUUUACAUGACAAGACCUUAUAUUCCUUAUAGUAGUCCCACAGAUGGCUCAUGGGAUUUCCCAAGUGAAAAUAGAUUUCAGAAUAAAGGCUUAAUCUGUAAGAUGCUGUGGAUGGUUUUCAGCCAUAAGAUGCCAUCUAAUUGUAUACAGAAUCAACAUUAUACUCUUAAUAUACUUUGGAUUACUCUUUCAGCUAUUGUUAUUCAGUAAUAUUUCUGUGUAUUUUCUGCAAUAAUGAGCAUAAUAUUUCUGGCUCUGCAUUUAUCAAUCUUAUUCUUACUGUUAAAAGCACAGAAAGAAAAAUACAGUCAGAUCUUACCUUCAGAAGAAUAAAACAUAACCCUUACAAUAGAAUUAUAUUGUUUACACUCUACUAAUAUGAGUAAAACUUUUGAAACAUGCAUUUUAGUUUUAAAAUGGACUAUGUCCAAUGACUUAGCACUACUACUGUAAUAUACAUUCUUGGUCUUUACACCAUACAAUUUAAUAGUACAAAAUGUGUGUCUUUUCAUGUAAUUAUAUAGCAGUUUUUCUGUAAUAUUUUAGAGGCAUUCAGUCACACCAUCCACUUGCUAAUCUCUCUCAUAAGUCCUAGCUCUAUGUUUUCCAGAAAGCAAUUGCAGUCUGAGAGAAAAACAGAUGGGAUGGCAGCAGAAAAAGUAACAAGAGCUAUAAGAGUUGCCUGCGUUUGGAAACAGAAAAUGAGUUAGAUUUUGGCAGAACCUCUCACUAAAACAAAGAGUUAAAUUAUAUAUUUCCAUAAUGUGGUUUAUUAUCUCUUUCCCCAAAAUCUCUUUUACCUCAAAUUAAUAUUUCUAAACAUACUGUUUAUAGGAGUAUAAAACUGUGGGUAUUGCAACACAAUAUAGUAUAUAAAUAGAUCUGCAGUCCUGCUUGGUUUAGGGAAAUAUUUGAUCCCUGCUUAUCAGGAAGAAGUCCCUGCAAUGUUAAACACUGUUAUCCACCAAUUAACCAUAAUGGACAAGAGACAUAACAGAAGAAGACUGCUGCAUUUGUUGAGUGAUAAACGUAAUCUUUAAAUAUAACUGUUAUACAACAUGAAUUACCGUCAAAUUAACAUUAAGUUCUUGAUUUUCAAAAUUAUGAACAGCAUGCAAUUACUGCAAUCGCACAUGGAAAUUACUAUUUAUGACCAGUUACACAUUUGUGUGUUUCAUUAGCUCAUUUGUGCAUGCAAUUGAGGUAAUUGUGAAUGUAAAUUAGACACCUAUUUGGCAAACAAAUUGAGGGGGCAGAUUAUCUGCUCAGAAUCAUCCAACUUAAUUCACUUUAAGGCUCAAGGCCAGUCACUAGGAUACAAUAAUACACAAUAUUGUUCAUGCAAGUGGUUUGGAGAAACUGAUGAAGAAUUACUUAUAAAAAUGCUGCUGUGAAAAGCUGUUAUAGUGUGUUAUUCUGUGGUUACCACAAAUGAGAAAAUAUCCUUCAGGAACCCUAAACUGUGAAGCUUUAUCUCACCCGUGGGAAAAAUAAUUUAGUAAUUUGUGGGAAUACUUGGCACAACAUCAGAACAGAAAAAGAGUACUAGGCAGGGAAAUUUAAAUCUCUGAAAUAGCUGAAGAAACACCUUUCUGUGACUUUCUAAUGCUUACAUACCUAUAUCACUGUUACACGACUAAAUAUCACUGAACAGUUGAAAAGACAGAUUGAAAGAAAAGAUUCUUAUUAUAUAGUUGAAGGUAGUAUAAUUUCUCAUAAUAUGGAACAAUUACAAGCGCUUGUUAAUUGAGAAAUGUACUUUAUAGAACAUUGAAAGGACUAGCCCAGUGCUUGACAGAAGCAACCAGCUCCGCAAAAAAGCUAAAACCGUAAGAAAAAACAGAACGGUUGUCACACAGAAAAUUCAUUAUACCAGUCUAUUUAGACACUAGUCUUUCCAACUCACUGAUAUUCUGACACUAGAUAUGAAAACAUGUAGCUGGUAAAGACUAAAAAAGGUCUAUUCUCUUUCUGGUUUGAGAUGUUUUCCCUAUAGCCCUAUUUUGCCACUGCUUUCUUACGUAAUCUUGGACCAUCCUUGAUUUUUGAUAAGGUGAAAAUACUGGCAAUAUGUGUGAUAGAUGCUUCUAACAUUUCUAAAUUAUUUUAUGCUUUCAAAUAGAAAGCUUUUCCUGGAUAGUAUAUGAUGCCCAGUAGAAAUUA